AUGGCUGAAGGUGCCCCCACGGGUCCUCCUAGUGGCGGCGGUGCUCUGAAGAGCACCGACGCCCCCGGAGACUCUUUCAGUGAUGGUGGUGCCCUCAGAGAACCUCCUAGGGGCGGUGACGCCCCCAGGGACCAUUCCAGGGACCCUCCCAGGGAAGGCGACGCCCGUAGAAUCCCUCCCAGAGACUGCGGCUUCCCCAUGGGGCCUCCCAGCGGCGACGGCGCCUCCAGGGGCCCUCCCAGCGGCGACGGCACCCCCAGGGGCUCUCUUAUUGGCAGCGACGCCUCCAGAAACCCUCACACAGACGGCGCCGCCCUCAGGAGGCGUUCCAUGGAACGACGAGCCCCCAGGGGCCCCCAGCGGUGGCUGCGCCCCCAAGGACCCUCCCAGUGCCGGCUCCUCCAAUAA
This is a messenger RNA of Homarus americanus (American lobster), 408 nucleotides long. RefSeq names its product basic salivary proline-rich protein 3-like. The record is from RefSeq and is a predicted model, not a curated record. Lineage: Eukaryota; Metazoa; Arthropoda; Malacostraca; Decapoda; Nephropidae. The coding region runs from base 1 to 408 and encodes 135 amino acids. The transcript has a single exon.